This is a messenger RNA of Candoia aspera, 5098 nucleotides long. RefSeq names its product caprin family member 2 (gene CAPRIN2). The transcript has 19 exons. Gene Ontology annotation, biological process: positive regulation of canonical Wnt signaling pathway. The record is from RefSeq and is a predicted model, not a curated record. Gene Ontology annotation, cellular component: cytoplasm. Gene Ontology annotation, molecular function: signaling receptor binding. Lineage: Eukaryota; Metazoa; Chordata; Lepidosauria; Squamata; Candoiidae. Bases 35 to 3391 code for a protein of 1118 amino acids.
CCGUGCCAGUUUCUUUGCAGCCCUAGCCGUUUCAAUGGUGCAGCUUUCGCAGUCCCCACUCCGCCACCCUUCGCCUUCAUGCCACUCUGAGGAAGGGGAAGAGAAGAGUAUGAAACCAGAUAAGCAGCAGGUGACCCAGGGUCCUCGAGGGGACAACCAGCCUCCCGUGAGCCCCCUGCAGGCAGCUUUGAAUUCUGCUGCCACAGCUUCUCAGGCAUAUGAGACUUACAUUGAUAAUGGACUUAUCUGCUUGAAACACAAGAUCAGGAAUAUUGAGAAAAAGAAGCUCAAAUUAGAAGACUACAGGGAUCGGCUGAAAAGGGGGGAGGUCCUCAAUCAAGAUCAGUUGGAAGCUGUUGAAAAAUAUGAUGAAGUCAUACAUAACUUGGAGUUUGCUAAAGAACUUCAGAAGACAUUUUCUGGACUAAGUCAAGAGCUGCUGAAAGCACAGCGGAAAGCGCAACGAAGGGAAACCUUAAUGAAGCUUGAAGCAGAGAAGAAAAAGCUCCGCACAGUACUGCAGGUCCAGUAUGUGCUGCAGAAUUUCACUCAAGAGCACGUGCAGAAAGACUUCAAAAGUGGCUUGAAUGGUGCAAUAUACUUGCCUUCUAAAGAAUUAGACUACCUCAUUAAAUUUGCAAAAUUGACAUGUUCAGGAAGAAAUGAAACUGUUAGUGUUGAAGACCAAAUGGAGCAGUCAUCACUCUGCUUCUGGGACCUGCUAGAAGGCAGUGAAAAAGUAGUGGUUGGGACGACCUAUAAGCAUUUGAAGGAUUUGUUAUCAAAACUAUUAAAUUCUGGAUAUUUUGAAAAUAUUCCUGCCCCUUGCAACAUACCAGAAAAAGAGGAAUUGAAAGAAGUGCCUGAAAAAACAAGACAGUUGUCAAAGGCAGAGUCUGUCAAUGAAUUGGAAUCUCAAAGACAGCAUGUUCAAUCCGAAAUACAGCCUCAAGAAUUUCUCAAUAGGCGCUAUUUGCCUGAGGCAGACUGUACUGUCAAGCCUGAAGAAUCCAAACGCUGGGAAAUAGAACAUGCUAUAAAAAGUGAACCCCCCAAAUCCUGGGAAAUGCUUGUUGAUAUGGAAGGAGAGGAACAGAAAAAGCAAAACCUAUUGGAAUCCGUAAACCAGGAAGGGAAGAAGCUGGAACUUUCACGGCCUUGGGAAUCUCCUCUUAAAGAGGUUGAUGAUCAUAAGCAUGAUGUUCCAAAGCCUUGGGUGGCACCAGUUAGAGAAGAGCAGGCCUCUUCCAAACCCUGGGUAACAAAAGUGAAGGAAGAACAAGAACAAAAGCAGGAAGGUCCCAAACCUUGGAUAACAAAAGCUAAAGGAGGAUUGGAACAAAACCAGGAAAAGCCAAAAAUAUGGGCGUCUCAAACCAAUGUGGAAACUCUAAAAAAAACAGAACCUGUGAAGCCUUGGGAUGCGUGUGUCAGAGAAGAGGUGGAACAAAAGAAGCAGCAACCUGAAAAGCCAUGGGUGGUGCCUAUAAGAGAAGAGGCUGAACAAAAAUCUCAGCCCCCAAAAGUUUGGGAAGCAUCUGACAGAUCACAGCAAGUGAUCCAGCAGCCAUUACAGAAUCCUCCUAAGAUUUGGGGAGUUGAGAAUCUCGCACCAAAGGAGCCGACUGAGCUAAAGAAGCCUGACGUGGAACCAAAAGAAGAUGGAAAGACAGAUGGAGUAAAUGGACACGGCAUUGAUGCGCCAAGGAAAAAAGGGACCUUCCUGUCAGUUGGAGAAUCAUGUAAAUUACCCAGGAAUCUCCAAAAUGUUAUGCAGGUAGCUAAGCCUGUGCACCAACCAGCUGCAGAGUUUUGCUCUACUUCUAGCCUUCCAAAGGAUCCAGUACUAAGAAGGGAAAAAUUGCAAGAUUUGAUGACUCAAAUUCAGGGGACUUGUAACUUCAUGCAGGAAUCACUUCUGGAUUUUGAUAAACCUUCACAAAGUGCUGGCUGUUCAUCACAAGCCCCUUCUGUUGAUUCUCCAGCUUCUAAUGAACAACUUUCAAGCCAAAAUGACUUCCCUGAACAAUCAGUGCAGAGUGCUUCUUCUCCCAUGACCUUGCAUGGCUCAAACACUUCCUUAGUUUCUGAUAAUACACUGUCUGGAUCAGAAACUGAACUUCAUUCACCACAAGUUCCUACUCAACUUUCAAGUGAAUCACAGAUACCACUGACGCCAUCAAGAACUAGUAUGUCACCAGUACAUCAAGGGAAAGUUUUUCAGUCUCCUCCACCAAGUAGCAGUGCUGUUAAUAUAAAAGCACCUCCCUUUCAGGCUAUGCAGACUGUGUUCAAAGUAAAUGCACCUUUGCCACCUCGUAGGGAACAGGAUAUCAAAGAGAAUUCUCUGCAUCCCUCAGGAUACAAUCAGAAUUUUUCAACAGCAAGCACGCAGACACCACCUGCAUGUAAACUACCAUCUACUCAAAAUGCAGAACAAACAACUUUUUCACAAGAGUCUCUUCCAAAUGCAGGUACUUGCCAGGCUGAGGGAGCUGUUCCUGUCAGCAAUGGUACCCUCACCUUUUAUGCAGCUCAGACAGCCACUUUCCCUAGACCAUCUCAGCCUUUUGUUCCAAGCCGUGGAUCUAUCAGAGGUCCUCUCAGGGGCGUAAGAUCAGUGACCAAUUAUCGCUCUCCUGGUGGCUAUAAAGCAGGUUUUGAAACUUACAGAGGAUCACCUUCAAUCCCUAACGGAACCUAUAGCCAAUUACAGCUUCCUGGCAGAGAUUAUCCUUCAGUGCAGUAUCCUCAGAGGGAUAUGAAUUACCAACCAAACUGUAAGCGAGGGGGUAUUAAUAGUGGUCGAACUGGUACAAGAGCAGGAUGGAGCGAUUCUUCUCAGGUGAGCAGUCCAGAGCGUGACAAUGAGAUGUUUAACAGUGGGGACUCUGGGCAGGGUGAUUCCCGCAGCAUCACUCCUGUUGAUAUACCUGUGACAAGCCAAGCAGCCACCAUACUACCUGUACACGUCUAUCCCCUCCCACAGCAGAUGAGAGUUGCCUUUUCUGCUGCUAGAACUUCUAACUUGGCUCCUGGAACUUUAGAUCAACCCAUUGUGUUUGACCUCUUGUUAAACAAUCUUGGCGAAACCUUUGAUAUACAACUUGGUAGGUUCAAUUGUCCUGUUAAUGGUACCUAUGUAUUCAUAUUCCAUAUGCUGAAGCUAGCUGUGAAUGUACCGUUAUAUGUGAACCUCAUGAAAAACGAAGAGGUUCUAGUCUCUGCGUAUGCCAAUGAUGGUGCUCCAGAUCAUGAGACUGCAAGCAACCAUGCAGUCCUCCAGCUCCUUCAUGGAGACCAGAUUUGGCUACGCCUGCACAGGGGAGCUAUUUAUGGAAGUAGUUGGAAAUAUUCUACAUUCUCAGGAUACCUUCUGUAUCAAGACUGAACAUUAAGCUGCUCCAGUGGUUUGGUGAAGGAAGGUGAAAACUGGGGGGCUAGUUUCACAUUGCAUACUGAAUAAUUAAACACACCAUUCUGAAAUGGGGAUAUGGUGAUCUGUCUUGCGAUGAGAUGGAGUUGGGUCAGCACUGAUGUGGCACUUUAUAAGUUGUGAUGUAGCCUUGAUAGUAAAGCUCGGAAUGUUAUGUUUGCACUUAUUCUUGAACUGUAAUUUGUCAGCUUACUAUGCUACUCAAAAUUUGCCUCAAGUUUAGGCUAUCCGCAACGCCUUGUGCCUAAAUAAAAAAAAUUAAUAUGCCUUAGUAUCAAUGUCUGUACUACUGCAAUAACUAUGGUCAUAUUAGCUUUCCAGAGGGCUGUGACGACCUGGCUUGUUUAUCCAGGCGUUGUGCUAGGAUAGAAGUGAGCCCAGCAAAUACAAGUUUGAAUUUAGAGGUAGUGGGAUGGUGCUGUGAUUGGGAUAUGUGGUGGUGGUGUGGGGUUCAGUUGCUCAUAUUUUAUUCUAUUUUUACUGAAUGUUAUUUUGAGCUGCCUUGGGUUAUCACAUAUAAGAUAGGUGCCAUAUAAGUUUAUAAAUGAAUAAAACAAGAUUUCACUGGAGAAAGAAGACAGAGCCCUAUGCAAUAAUGCAGGUUCAAUCUCUAAAAUCUCCUGGAAGGAGGAAGAAAUAGCAGAUGAUAGAGUUCCCUGGAGAGUUACUAUUACUUAAAAUAACAUGGAUCAAUCCCAACCUGUAACGCAACAUCAUACAUCAUUAUUUUUAUUUUUUAAAUGUUCAAAGCAAAAGUGGAAUGUUGAGAUUAAGAUUCAUCUCCCAUUUAUGUAAUUAUGUAGAAUUUGAGUUCUCAACACAGCAUCUGCAGGAACCUCUCUUGAUUCCCAGGAUUGGGAAGCUAGCACACUACACAGCAAAGCAUCAGCUGCAAGCACCAUCAUUGUUUCUAAAAAUGCUUCUGGCCCUGUAUAUACCUGGCAGUAGCUCAGUGCUUAGGAGGUAUACCUCCUGCAAGGGGAAAAAAAGGUAAGUUAAAGGGGUAGAGGUAGAAAUGGGGCAAGCCACCAUGUAAAUGGGCACCAUGACUGGCCAUACCAACCAUGGAGUGAGAACAUCGAUAACAUGUUCCUCAAGUUCCAAAUGUGUCCAUAAGCCCAAAAAGUGUGGGGAUCCUGAGUUUAUUACAGGCAUUGUCCCUGCCAGUUUUGAUGCCAAUGCAGCAGCAGAAAAAUAACCUUGUGGGUAAUUAAGUAAAUGGGGAGAUGGUAAACCUCUACACAAGUAGGAUUUUUACAUCUUAUUAACCACUGGUUCUGUUGGUCACUUUGCUUCAGACUUUAUACCUUUGUUACAAAACUCUGUGUUGAUGGAAAUGAGUGGCUGUGUCACUCAAGCUGUUUGUUAGGAACUGUUGCCCUUGGACAUGGGAAGACUAAAGGCUUCAAGAACUGCACUGUAGCAUCAAGGUGGAACCAUUCUGGAGAUAGUCACAAUGGAGGACUAUAUUUGAAGCUGCCUGAAGAGCAAAUUGGAAGAACACUCUAGGAUUCAUUUUGUCCAGUGAAGAGUGAGAAGAGAUGGUAAGUUCUCUGCAUUCCCCAUUCAACUUUUCUCUACAACUUUGGUUCUACUUUAUUAUUCGUUCCUGGUAUUGGUGUCCAAGAACAAUUACUAAACGUCUAGGAAGUGUCUGUCCUU